Molecule: messenger RNA, 417 nt
Organism: Arthroderma uncinatum
Lineage: Eukaryota; Fungi; Ascomycota; Eurotiomycetes; Onygenales; Arthrodermataceae
Product: FKBP-type peptidyl-prolyl isomerase
Exons: 2
Coding region: 1-417 (138 amino acids)
Biological process (GO): protein peptidyl-prolyl isomerization
Molecular function (GO): peptidyl-prolyl cis-trans isomerase activity
Source: RefSeq, a predicted model, not a curated record
AUGCGCCUUGCACCUAUCCUGACCAUCCUGACUGCUGCUAUCACCAUGUCUUCCGCAAAAACCACCACCACCCCAGAGGGCCUCGUCAUCGAGGUCACCAAGGCCGUCGAGAACUGCGACCGCCGCACCGUCAAGGGCGACAGCGUCAAGAUGCACUACCGUGGCACCCUGAAGGACACUGGCAAGAAAUUCGAUGCCAGCUACGACCGUGGUCAGCCAUUGGCCUUCACCGUCGGUGCCGGUCAGGUCAUCAAGGGAUGGGACCAAGGACUCCUUGAUAUGUGCGUUGGCGAGAAGAGGACGCUCACCAUCCCACCAGCUCUCGCCUACGGUGACCGCGGAGUUGGCCCUAUCCCCGGAGGCGCCACCCUCGUCUUCGAGACCGAGUUGGUCGAGAUCUCCAAGAGCGAGCUUUAG